ACUCCCAACAUAAAGGAACGCAUGGUUCACCUCUCCCUGCUCAUCCUCCUCUGUUUCUCCACUCGCCCAUGGGCGCUGCAACCUUCAUGCUCCAGAGUUGAGAGAUGAGUAUACUGGUGAUUACGGUAGACCUGCAAUGCUGCCGCUGCAAGAAGAAGAUCAAGAAUGUUCUCGAGUGCCUCAAAGAGGAUUACUGCAUCGAGAAGACUGAGUACGAGGACAAGGACAACAGGGUGAUCGUCCGUGGGAAAUUCGACGCGGAGAAGCUCUGCAAAAAGAUCUGGUGCAAGGCCUGCAAGGCCGUCAAGGAGAUCGAGAUCGUAAAACAAUGGCCGCCGCCGCCCCCAUGCCCAGACAAGCCAAAGAAACCACCAUGCGCAUGCACAUGCCCGCCUCCGCCCGAGCCGCCAAAACCAUGUCCAUGUCACCCGAAGCCAUGCCCGCCGGCUCCAACCAAGCCUUCGAAACCACCAUGCGCAUGCACAUGCCCGCCUCCGCCCGAGCCGCCAAAACCAUGUCCAUGUCACCCGAAGCCAUGUCCGCCGGCUCCUGAGCACAAACCAUGCAAACCUGAGGCCAAACCAUGCCCGGCGGAGCACAAACCAUGCAAACCUGAGCACAAACCAUGCAAAACUGAGGCCAAACCAUGCACUGAGCCGGAAAAGAAAACGCCGCCGCCGCCGCCGCCCAAACCAACAUACAAGUUCGUGCCAUACCCGUACCCGCUGCCGUACCCUAUGCAGUGCCAGAGCUCGCCGUGGAACUGCCCUCCGCAGCAGUGUCACUGCUGCCUUGCCGAUAAGCCACCGCCCCCGCCGCCACCGCCUCCCCCACCGCCGCCGGAGCCCCCCAAGCCGGAGCCCUGUAAGUGCUCGCAGUCGCAACACCCCUCUCACGGCGGCUGUGGCUGCAGCAAGCCGCCUAAUUGCUGGCCACCGCCCACCUGGCCGCCGCAGCAGCCCUGCUUCAUGCCGCCACCAUGGUUCACGGAGGAGAACCCAUCGGAUGCCUGCUCCAUCAUGUGAUGAUUGAUCUUGGAUUACUACGAUGAACAACGCAUGGACUACAUUGAUGUGGUGUUGCCACGUUAUCUGCACCGCCUAAAAAAUUCUACCGUGCCUCGAAAAUCGGAAUAAUGCGAGCCUUAAUAAACUAGUUCAGUGUUACUACUUCUGUACGUCUACGAGUUCAGCUGUUCAAUAUACGUUCGAGGAGGAAGAUGUGUCAUGUAAUCCUUUUUAUUUGUGGAUUUAAUUUAAUUGAUCUGUUGUACAUGUAAAUCCUGUUUUAUUUGUGAACGUGAUUUAAUUGAUCUUUUUUUGCGAAAGUAGUUUAAUUGAUCUGUUGUAUUGA
This is a messenger RNA of Triticum aestivum (bread wheat), 1353 nucleotides long. Its product is annotated as protein PYRICULARIA ORYZAE RESISTANCE 21. Gene Ontology annotation, biological process: regulation of defense response to fungus. Lineage: Eukaryota; Viridiplantae; Streptophyta; Magnoliopsida; Poales; Poaceae. The coding region runs from base 105 to 1025 and encodes 306 amino acids. The transcript has 3 exons. The record is from RefSeq and is a predicted model, not a curated record.